AUGGCUAUCUUCUCCACAAUUCUGCUGCUGGCAGCUUGCUCUACAUCCAUAACCGCUGGUCCAGUUCCAAAGAACCACCGAAGACAACUUAUUCCUAGUUACGCCAACACUACUUCGACAAUCGCAUCAACAUCAAGACAGCAACUUGCAGAGGCAGAGACCGCUAUCAUAGUGGAGCCCAUCCAGCAAACCAUCUUCUCUUCAAUAGCACCAGCUAUCACGUUCGUUCUUCCUGACGGGAAACCACUCGUGACACAAGAUCCGCAGACUGUGUUUUCUACUUCCUACAUCACACCAUCACCUCUGCCAACCCCGGAGGAGACUUCAAGCGCAGCGGCUACAUCCUCAGUCACACCAAGUCCGAAACCAACGCCCACAGAGAGCAGCGAUGUGCCAGUAUCGUCGGCAUUAUCAAGUUCGGUUGCCGCCGUGGAAAACAAGACAGCAAGCGAGACAAGUCGAAAGGCUCCUAUGUUCACCUACUCGCCCAUAGAAGAGACGUCCACCUCGCUUGCCACUCCAACCGUACCGGCGUCAAGUGCUGUCCUAGCAUCUACCACAACUGCACCGGUGACGAGUGCGGUCCAGGCACCUACCACUGGCGGCUUGCCUGGCUUCACUCAUCCCGGUGCGGCACCCUCAGGCUCGCCCUCUGUCAAUACCACCACCAGUGCGAUUAUUACCAGCCUAUCUUCUGUGAUCGAGUCGGUCGUACAAGCGCCAUCUUCCACCCCUCUGGCCAACUCAACUUCCCUGGCAAUCCCAACCCCUGUAUCGAGCGGAUCGUCUACAACUAUCCUCCCCUCAGAGACUGCUUCAGACACCAUCGAUGUAACAUCGCGCAUCAUCGUCACGCAAUACACCACUAUCUACGCGACAUCCCAGCCGCCUCAAACAUCUACUCAAGAGUCAGCUAUACCAACUGAGGCUCAAGAGUCUGCCCCACUAGCCUCUUCAACAUCAGAAGUGGCUGGCACUCCCAUGCCCGCUCCAUCAAACGCCCCGGCUGAAGUAUCCCCAUCAGCAUCCCUCCAGGUCCCGCCUGUAGUGAUCGUAACAUCGUACACUACAGUCAUGCCGACAGCCACACCACAGCCAAGUGGAGCACCCGAGAUACCCGUUUCUUCCGCUGUACCAGAGCCAGUCAUAUCAAGCUCAGUGGCCUUGUCUUCCACGCUCGCAGCUUCGUCUUCUGAAGUAGCAAUGCCGACACCCACUAAACCCGCACCAUCAUCUUUGACAUCGGAGAUUCCUGCGCCUACUCCCACGCUAUCGUCCUCCUCUGCACCAAGCAUGCCACCUGCCCCCUCAAGUUCGGCACAACCCACAUCAGCUCCCUCGUCUAUGGCACCGCCUCCAGAGUCUUCAGCACAACCAUCUCCAUCCUCCAUCGCGCCACCUCCAGCAGUCUCCGCAUCCGCAACGGCAUCUACAUCCGACGCCGUGCCAACACCACCAGCACCAGCACCCACAGAUAUGCCAUCAUCGGGACCACCACAACCAGAACCAGUACCUUCAUCAACGACAUCAGAAGGCCCGCUGAUCAUCACGCCGAUACCACCGAGUCAGAUAUUCACCGUGACGGUUACUGCGUCGCCGACUGGGAAGGAGACGGUUACGGAGACAGCUACUGUUACUGUGACGGCUUGA
Alternaria arbusti is the source of this 1650-nucleotide messenger RNA. RefSeq lists its product as uncharacterized. Lineage: Eukaryota; Fungi; Ascomycota; Dothideomycetes; Pleosporales; Pleosporaceae. Bases 1 to 1650 code for a protein of 549 amino acids. The transcript is spliced from 2 exons. The record is from RefSeq and is a predicted model, not a curated record.